Messenger RNA from Daphnia pulicaria, 1183 nucleotides. RefSeq names its product ribosome-recycling factor, mitochondrial-like. The coding region runs from base 16 to 1095 and encodes 359 amino acids. NCBI's taxonomy places the organism in Eukaryota, Metazoa, Arthropoda, Branchiopoda, Diplostraca, Daphniidae. Gene Ontology annotation, biological process: translation. Gene Ontology annotation, cellular component: mitochondrion. The transcript is spliced from 7 exons. Gene Ontology annotation, molecular function: ribosomal large subunit binding. The record is from RefSeq and is a predicted model, not a curated record.
AAUCCCCAGGUUGAAAUGAGUAACAGCAAAUACGUGAAGUACAUGGCUCAAAAGGAAAAAUUCCAGGAAUUAGAAAAUUUAAAGUUAAAAUUGGAUGGAUUGCGAGGAAAGAAGGAAAAUGGAGAAGAGUUAACUGACGAAGAAGAAACAAUGCUGCACGAAUAUGCUAUUGUAGUUCUCCAAUUGGAAACAAUGAGGCCAUUGUUGGAAGCCUUCGAGGAAGAAGGAAUGCCUUCAUCAGAUUUGGGAAAGCGCGCUGAGGAGUACGAGUCACUGCUGUGCGAUUAUCCGCACUGUCGUAGCCGCGUGAUUGGCUCGAGACUGGUGGCGCAAAGUAUCAGUCAGCCGCUCAAAACCGCUGAGGAAGAGGAAACUGAUACUGAAGACCUAAUAUUUGAGAUAACAAGUCUCAACACUCGCAUGAAAAUUAAAAAGGAGAAAAAAGAGAAGAAGGAGAAAAAGGCCCAGGUGAUGAAGGCCAGGUCAAAGAGCUCCAAGGUAGUCAAAGGUUCAGUUAUUAUAAAUGAAGAUGAAAUAGCAGAACUUGUAAAAGUAUCAAGCCUGAAACAAGAUCUUCAAAAAGGAUUAGACCAACUCAAAAGUGACUAUGUGAAACAUUUGUCUCUGCGUUCAGCUUCUGGGUCUAUAGAAAACCUUAAAAUAGAUCAUGAAGGUGAGACUUACACUUUACAAGAAAUUGCUCAAAUUGGAAAAAAAGGAUCCCAGCUACUAGUAGUCAAUUUAUCUGGUUUUCCCACUUUAAUGAGGGAUGUUCUCAAAGCUAUCAAUGAUUCUGGAAUGGGUUUAAACCCACAACAGGAUGGGACAACAAUUUUUAUUCCUAUUCCAAAGGUUACAAGGGAGUAUCGUGAAAAUCUCGCCAAGAAUGCCAAAACAAUGUUUCAGAAAUUUAAAGACCAUAGCCGUGACAUCCAAAAUAGAUACAUCCGUGAUGUAAAGAAAAAGGAAAAAGAAGUUUCUUCAGAUUUAUCUCACUCUGUUCAGCAACAAAUUCAAACCAUGACUGAGCAAUACGUUGUCGAAGGUGAAAAAGUCAUGAUUGCCAAACAAAACGAACUUCUAGGAAAGGAAUAAGAAAGAGUAAAGACAUUUCUAGAACGAAUUCGUUGUUAUUUUCAAAGUGUAAUUCAUUAUCUUCAUAGUACAUCAUUAUUAGUCUGAA